Messenger RNA from Diospyros lotus (date-plum), 810 nucleotides. RefSeq names its product ethylene-responsive transcription factor ERF039-like. Lineage: Eukaryota; Viridiplantae; Streptophyta; Magnoliopsida; Ericales; Ebenaceae. The transcript has a single exon. The coding region runs from base 84 to 767 and encodes 227 amino acids. Gene Ontology annotation, biological process: regulation of DNA-templated transcription. Gene Ontology annotation, molecular function: DNA binding; DNA-binding transcription factor activity. The record is from RefSeq and is a predicted model, not a curated record.
AUUCAGUGUCCAAUUCAUGGCAGAAUCCAAGGAGGAGUCUCCACUCUCAACGCUCUUUUAACUCUCAAUCUCUCUCUCUCUUCAUGGAACAGCAAAUCAACACAGAUACUGUAACCCAAGACUACCUCUCUUCAUCUUCCUCCGCCGCCGCUGUUGCCUCGUUUUCGUGGGCUUGCGAUGGCUCAGGCUCAGGCUCAGGCUCAAGCUCAAGCUUCUCAAGUGUUGAAGAGGAGCAGAAAAGAGGCGAUCAAAGUAAAAAGAGGGUCGAGAUUUAUAAUGGCGGCGAUGCCAAGCACCCAACUUACCACGGAGUUAGGAGGCGAAGCUGGGGCAAAUGGGUGUCUGAGAUUCGUGAGCCGAGGAAGAAAUCCAGAAUAUGGCUGGGGACCUACUCCACGGCUGAGAUGGCGGCUCGAGCCCACGACGUGGCGGCGCUUGCCAUCAAGGGCAAGUCGGUACAGCUCAAUUUCCCUCACCUGGCUCAUGAACUCCCCCGCCCCACCACCACCUCUGCCAAGGACAUCCAGGCGGCCGCCAAGGCCGCUGCCAUAGCCAUUUUCCCCGGUGAAGCCGAGCCCAACACACAAGAAUCAUCAGCUUCUCCAUCAACAGAUGAUGAUGAUACGUUUUUUGACCUGCCGGAUCUCUCCUUAGACAUCAUGGAUAGAAACUUUGGCUUUUGCUACCAUGCCUCGCCAUGGCAGCUGGCUGGAGCCGACAACGGUUUCCGGCUCGAGGAGCCACUCCCAUGGCUGUACCAUUACUAGCAAUAAAACUGUAAAGCUUGAUGAAACACAAUUUCACCCAUAA